UUAAGCAUGAAGUUGUUGCUAUUAUUUAUUUCAUGUACUUUAUCUCCCCAUGACUGUAAAACUGGAUUCGGUCCUGGCAAACAAGAUUGGGAUUAUGCAGAAGUUAGACCAGGUGCACAUAUGUUUUGGUGGCUGUUUUACACUACUGCAAAUGAGAAAAAGCCAGAAUCGAGACCAUUAUUAAUAUGGUUACAAGGAGGUCCAGGUGGUUCUUCAACUGGUCUAGGAAAUUUUAAAGAAAUUGGUCCGUUAGAUCCUAAUUUAAAUGAACGAAAUUACACUUUGGUGAAGGAUUAUAAUGUCAUUUUUAUUGACAAUCCUGUUGGAACUGGAUUCAGUUAUGUUGAUUCAGAUUCACUGCUUACAACCAACAAUACACAAAUAGCAAGGGAUUUGAUAGAAUGUUUACGAUCAAUUUACAAAAAAUUACCGCAGUUUGAAGAUACACCUUUAUACAUCACAUCUGAAUCUUAUGGUGGAAAAAUGGCAAUUGAAUUUGCUCUUAAUUUGGAUAAGGAAAUCAAAGAAAAGCAAAUAAAAGCUAAUUUAAAAGGAGUAAGUUUGAUCGAUUCUUGGAUAUCUCCAAUUGAUUCAGUUUUGGCAUGGGCACCAUUUCUGUUUCAGACUGGUCUUAUUGACAUUGAUGGAUAUAAGCGAAUUGAUAAAGAAGCUCAAAAAUGUAAAGAUCUCGUAGACGCUGGCUUAUAUUCUGAGGCAACGGACCAAUGGGCCAAAACAGAAGAUGAAAUUACGUUAGUAACUUCAAAUAUAGAUUUUUAUAACAUUUUAAUAAAAGCGGAGCUUAGUACGAGAAAGACUAAAUUAAAAUUUUCACUAGACCUGGAACCAAACAACGAUAACUCGCUCGAUUCUCUCAUGAAUAAUGAGGUAAAAAAGGCAUUAAAUAUACCAUCUUAUGUUUCUUGGACUAGUAUAAACUCGCAGGUUUUUGAAUAUUUAAGUGAAGAUUUUAUGAAACCAGUAAUUUACAUUGUUGAAGAAGUUUUGAACACAACAUCAAUUAAAGUACAAGUUGUGGGUGGACAAUUAGAUUUAAUUGUUGAUUUACCAGUUUUCCCAAUAUAA
Molecule: messenger RNA, 1086 nt
Organism: Chrysoperla carnea
Lineage: Eukaryota; Metazoa; Arthropoda; Insecta; Neuroptera; Chrysopidae
Product: retinoid-inducible serine carboxypeptidase-like
Exons: 8
Coding region: 7-1086 (359 amino acids)
Biological process (GO): proteolysis
Molecular function (GO): serine-type carboxypeptidase activity
Source: RefSeq, a predicted model, not a curated record